Messenger RNA from Trematomus bernacchii (emerald rockcod), 2895 nucleotides. RefSeq names its product calpain 3a, (p94) (gene capn3a). Gene Ontology annotation, cellular component: cytoplasm. The record is from RefSeq and is a predicted model, not a curated record. NCBI's taxonomy places the organism in Eukaryota, Metazoa, Chordata, Actinopteri, Perciformes, Nototheniidae. Gene Ontology annotation, biological process: proteolysis; negative regulation of apoptotic process. Gene Ontology annotation, molecular function: calcium-dependent cysteine-type endopeptidase activity; calcium ion binding.
AUGCCGUACACACCGUCGGGCUUUUUCUGCGACCGGCUGAUCCGGGAGCGAGAGCGCAGAGACGGGGAAGGGUCUCUGAACAAACCCCUGCGCUUCAACGGACAGGACUUCAGCGUCCUGCGCCAGGAAUGUCUGCAGAAGAAGAAUCUGUUCGAGGAUGAGUCUUUCCCCGCCACCGUGGAGUCUCUGGGCUUCAAGGAGCUGGGGCACAAGUCCAACAAGGUCAAGAACAUCGUCUGGAAGAGGCCCAAGGAGAUCUGUGAGAACCCUCAGUUCAUCGUUGGAGGAGCCAGCAGGACAGACAUCUGCCAGGGAGAUCUGGGUGACUGCUGGCUGCUGGCGGCCAUCGCCUGCCUGACGCUUUACGAGAAGCUUCUCUACCGAGUGGUUCCUCACGAGCAGAGCUUCUCUGACGGAUAUGGAGGCAUCUUCCACUUCCAGUUCUGGCGUUAUGGGGACUGGGUGGACGUGGUUAUCGACGACCGCAUCCCGACCUUCAACAACCAGCUGGUCUUCACUAAGUCAGCUGAGAGGAACGAGUUCUGGAGCGCGCUGCUGGAGAAGGCCUACGCCAAGCUGCACGGCUCCUACGAGGCUCUGAAGGGAGGAAACACCACGGAGGCCAUGGAGGAUUUCACCGGGGGGGUCACUGAGUUCUACGAGAUGAAGGAGGCGCCCAAGGAGCUCUACAAGAUCAUGAAGAAAGCUCUGGAGAGGGGCUCGCUCAUGGGCUGCUCCAUCGACUCGCUGGUUCCUGCCCGCUUUGAGACUCGUACGGUGACGGGACUCGUGAAGGGCCACGCCUACUCUGUGACCGCCGUGGAGGAGUGCAAGCCGUCUCAGCUAAAAGAGUCUAAGGUGCGUCUGGUGCGUCUCAGGAACCCCUGGGGACAGGUGGAGUGGAACGGACCCUGGAGCGACAACUCUAAGGAGUGGACGACGCUCUCUAAGACGGAGAAAGAGAAGCUGCAGCAUCAGAGCGCAGAGGACGGAGAGUUCUGGAUGUCUUUCGAGGACUUCAAGAAGAACUACACUAAGAUCGAGAUUUGUAACCUGACCCCGGACGCUCUGGAGGACGAUAAGAUCCACAAGUGGACGGUGUCGGUGAACGAGGGCCGCUGGGUGAGGGGCUGCUCGGCCGGGGGCUGCAGGAACUACCCAGACACGUUCUGGACGAACCCCCAGUACCGCCUGCGGAUGCUGGAGGAGGACGACGACCCCGAGGACAACGAGGUGGGCUGCACCUUCGUGGUGGCGCUGAUGCAGAAGAACCGGCGGAAAGAGAGGAAGAUGGGAGCCAACCUGUUCACCAUCGGGUUCGCCAUCUACGAGGUGCCAAAGGAGAUGCACGGCAACAAGCAGCACAUGCAGAAGGACUUCUUCCUGCUGACCUCCUCCAAGGCGCGCUGUAAAUCCUACAUCAACCUGCGGGAGGUGACUCAGCGUUUCCGGCCUGAGCCCGGGGGAAAUACGUUGAUCGUUCCCUCGACCUACGAGCCCCACCAGGAGGGCGAGUUCAUCCUGAGGGUCUUCAGCGAGAAGAAGAACACCUCAGAGGAGAUAGAGAACAGGAUCGAGGCCGACCACCCCGUGCCGGCCCCAGCCUCAGCGGGUGAGGAGAGCGAGGAGGACCAGCAGUUCAGGACCAUCUUUCAGGAGAUCGCCGGGGAUGAGAGAGAAAUCUCCGCCAGCGAGCUGAAGAACGUCCUCAACAGAGUCAUCACCAGAUCGUGAGACCUGAACACGGAGGGCUUCAGUCUGGAGAGCUGCAGGAGCAUGAUAGCUCUGAUGGACAUGGACGGGACAGGAAGACUCAACCUGCAGGAGUUCAGACAUCUGUGGAACAAAAUCAAACAGUGGCAGGGAAUCUUUAAGCACUAUAACGCCGAUCAGUUCGGCAGCAUCAACAGUUACGAGAUGAGGAACGCUGUCAACGAUGCAGGCUUCCGUCUCAACAACCAGCUGUAUGACAUCAUCACCAUGCGCUACGCCAACGAGAACAUGAACAUCGACUUCGACAGUUUCAUCAGCUGUCUGGUGCGACUCGAGGCCAUGUUCAGGGCGUUCCAGGCCUUCGAUCAGGACGGAGACGGUACCAUUAGACUCAGUGUCCUGGAGUGGCUCCAGCUGACCAUGUACGCCUGAAGAGGCUCCUCCUCCUCCAGGUGAGAUCCACGAGGACCAGACCUGCCGCCUUUACCUCAAACUCAGUGUGCCGUCGUUAGCUCUCAUCAUCCUCACCUUCAGACCGAACCCCCCCCCCCAAAUCUGCUCUUCCUCUCCAGAAAUGUCCACCAUGCUUCACUCUUCAUAGCGCCUCUGUGUAGGUCUCAGAACCUUUAUUUCUCUAAAUCCUGUCAAUCAGUCUCUCCUUUUCAGCCAUCUUUAUUUUAUUUAAAAAGCAACACUUGUUCAGUAUUCUCUCUCAGGCAUCAGACACACACAACCUCUUUUCUCUGUCACAGUGACUCCUACUUCUUCUACUGUUUUAAAAUGAGUAGCAUACUUCCUGUAUUCAUUCACGGCUCUCUGGUGGACGGUGAAUAAACACUCAAAUCACUCCGAAAAACUGUUAUAUUUCUGGGGAAUAAAACACUCACAACACCCUGUUUUCAUCCCAUUGCAUCCCACGUGUUUUUGUGGAUACAUUCUCAAGAAUCGUCACAUUGGAUGGACAAACUCAGGCUCUUUUUGUUCAUCUCAGCUCCAGAAAACAGGACAUAUAAACCCCCCCUUAUCAUGAUUAAAUGUGGAGCUGAUGAUUUUUCAUUAAAGGUUAAAAUAUGGAUUUGAAAGCGUAUGGCUAAAGGGUUGGACUGCUGCUUUUUUGUGAUUUUUUUUCCUUAUUAUUAAGGCUUUGGUCAAAUGAGUGUACUGCAUUUUUAACCAUUUUAA